UUAGAAACUCGGCAGAUGGAAGUGAUGACUGACGAGCAAGUCAAAGCCUUAAUAUCAAGACACGAGCCUGAUGCCACAUUACGCGCUCAGAAUUGCCUCUCUUUCGAAGGGUUUGCUCGGUACCUCAUGGACAAGGAAAACUUUAGUUUCAUUUCAGAAACGGAAGCUCCAGUUGAGGGCAACAUGACUCGCCCUCUAUCUACUUACUACAUAGCCUCGUCUCACAACACCUAUCUGACUGGUCACCAACUGAAAGGAGAGUCUUCAGUAGAACUUUAUAGUCAGGUUUUACUGACAGGCUGUAGAUGUGUGGAGCUCGACUGUUGGGACGGAGACGACGGAUACCCCAUGAUCUACCACGGGCAUACUUUCACCACCAAAAUUCCUUUCAGUGCUGUAGUAGAAACUAUUGACAAGAAUGCCUUCGUGACGUCUCCGUACCCAAUUAUUUUAUCGAUAGAAAAUCACUGCUCUCUACAGCAGCAAAACAGAAUGGCUCAUAUUUUUCAGAGGAUCUUUGGAGACAAACUAGUGACCUCAUUUCUAUUCGACUCGGACUAUAGUGAUGAACCAUCGUUGCCUUCCCCGGAGCAAUUGAAGAAUAGGAUACUGAUAAAAAAUAAGAAAUUAAUAAUGGACGUACCGCCACCACUGACUUUUGCAACCAUGUCGACACCGAUAAGGCCGGGAAGUGGAGGGAUGCGACAUUCGGUGCCUGGACGGACAAGCUCGAUCAUCAGUAACACCAGCAGCAGUUCGUUUAACGAUGACUUUAGUGAUGAUGAUUACGAUGAUGAAGAUGACGAAGACAAUAUUGAUGAGAAACCAAUUCACGGUAUCAAUAUCACCGACUCCCCACGACCAUACGGUGUGCCUCACGCAGUUUCCAAGACGAGUUCACAAAAGAGAGCUGCACCAGAUGAUAAACUGAAGAAGAAAAGCAGCCAAAUAUCCAAGGAAUUAUCUGAUAUGGUAGUUUACGUGCAGGCUCUAAAAGCUAAUAAAGUAACAAACUGCCAGAAUCCACAUCAUGUGGAGAAUUAA
Messenger RNA from Diabrotica balteata, 1044 nucleotides. The record is from the annotation of a GenBank genome assembly. Lineage: Eukaryota; Metazoa; Arthropoda; Insecta; Coleoptera; Chrysomelidae.